Molecule: messenger RNA, 3369 nt
Organism: Vollenhovia emeryi
Lineage: Eukaryota; Metazoa; Arthropoda; Insecta; Hymenoptera; Formicidae
Product: transformer-2 protein homolog beta
Exons: 4
Coding region: 174-1031 (285 amino acids)
Biological process (GO): positive regulation of mRNA splicing, via spliceosome
Cellular component (GO): spliceosomal complex
Molecular function (GO): RNA binding
Source: RefSeq, a predicted model, not a curated record
GCUGCCGGAUGUUGGUGUGUUCAUUUGCGUAUGUCCCCGGGCCCGGCGUUUCCUGCGACGGAGCUCACGCCAUAUUUUUGUCGGGUCUACGAGGAUACGGAGAGCGCGUGGCAACGCAUCAAACGCAGUUUGCUCCUCGUCGGAUCUCGAUCUACGCUUGAAGAACAUCGGCGAUGAGCGACAUCGAGAGAAGCGGUAGUCGUAGCGCAAGCCCCCGUCGACCACGCACCGCGGACGGCGGCCUGAGGGACUCGCGGUCGCACUCGAGGUCGCGCAAGUCGCGCGAACGGAAGGAUUCUCAUAGGGAGGUCAAGUACUCGAGGUCGCGCAGUCGUUCCGCGUCGCGCGGUCGAAAGUCCUACCGCGGCAGCAAGUACACCAACGUCGGCCACCGCAGCAGUCGCAGCCGAAGCCGCUCGCCGUAUCGCGGCGGUCGUUACUCCCGCAGUAGAUCCCGCUCGUACUCGCGAUCGCGCUACUCGCGCGAUCGCCACGUCUACCGUUCCCACUCGCGUAGCCCGAUGUCGUCCAGACGACGGCACAUCGGCAACCGCGACAAUCCCUGCCCCUCUCGAUGCCUAGGUGUCUUCGGACUCUCCAUUUUCACGACUGAACAGCAGAUCCAACAUAUAUUCUCGAAAUACGGCCCGGUAGAACGAGUACAGGUCGUUAUCGACGCAAAGACUGGACGCUCUAGAGGAUUCUGCUUUGUAUAUUUCGAAUCGUCCGAGGAUGCCAAAGUGGCCAAGGAGCAAUGCACCGGCAUGGAAAUCGACGGUCGAAGAAUCAGAGUGGACUUCUCCAUUACUCAGCGUGCCCACACUCCUACCCCGGGAAUAUACAUGGGAAAACCCACGCAUCUUCACGACAGAAGCUGGGAUGCGCCCAGACGUAGAGAAGUUAACUACAGAGGAAGCUAUCGCCGCUCACCCAGCCCGUACUAUAGCCGCCGGCGUUCACGUUACGACCGUUCUAGAACGCGCUCCUACUCGCCGCGUAAGUACAACCCCCACUUAAAUUUGCGUACAUAAUAUAAGCUGUCUACAUGGAUAUGUGUCUCAUCCCUGUGCUAAUAUGUAUAUUAUAACACACGUUUAUAUACAGAAUUGCAAAUUGUCUAGCAAGAACUCGAUACUUGCGUAACUUGACGCACAACGGUGCCUAACCGUGACGUACGCUUGUUCCUCUUACUUCACUUCGUCUCUUGCUGUACUUGAACACUUGACACGAAAAUGUUACAUGGAGAAGAAUUCCCGUAUGUUUCGUAACGCUUUCUUUCUAGAGAAAGACACUCUGUUAUGGCCGGGCGUCUUGCUGUGUCAUGUACAUUAAUUAACUGCUCUCUUGGAGAUAUUUAUGAACACUGUGGAAUCUAAAAGAAAUUACGUACAUACAUUGCGCGAGAUAGUUGAGGAAAAUAGAAUCGAAGCGCUUGGUAUCGAUGCUGCUUAUUAUUAGCUUGAAGAGAGACGAUUUUGCGCGCGUUCCGUUUCGUUGCAUCGUAAAGAGCCGUCGAGCAAUAAUCGUCGGGAUAUAACACGCCAUCCGGAUUCAUAUUUUCGUAGACCGCUUAUAUUUCUAAUCGAAACGGUAAUGUUGAUUGGGUUGCCAAGUAAGUAUUUAAGUUAGCAAGAAAACGGCAGACGGGAACAUCAGAGAAAAUGCGCUUGAUAAAAAAUCGUAACGGUAGUAGCUAAGCAGCAAUCCGUAACCUGCGUAAACAAUCAUAGUUUUUUUGUUGCUUAAUGAAUUUCAGGUCGAUAUUAAGUGACAUGAAGUGAGGCCAGGCCAGGUCGUUACGGCACAUCCAAUGACUUUGACCCAAAUAUUUCUUCAACGGGUCAAAAUUAUGAAAUUAACGAAAUCAUAUUAUAUCACUAUUCUUACCUUACCUAAUUCUGCAUCGUAUGCGACACCGUCUCGCAGGGCGUUUUAGUUACAAUACCAUAAACGAUACCGAUAACACUGUUGACGGAAAGAAAAGUGGCUAAUGUAGUAGAGCAUAGCAUACCGUUUGCACGAAAAUCAGUAAGGUUAGAAUAGAUGUAAAACCUUAUUUUCAUAAGUUUAUAUUGCUUCCUAUCGAUGUUAUGAAGAUAAGGUUUCAAUUGUGUAAAGAUACAAGGCUAUAAUGUGAAAGCUGGAAUAUAAUUGGGCGCUCGACAUUUGUGCUGUCUUUAGCUUACAGUUGUAUUCCAGCCGUUGGGUAGAUUCUUCUAAAAAACAAAUGUGGAAAUAUUCUCUUUAACGAAAAAAAAAAAUAAAGCACACCUAAAUAAGAAAAAGCAAGAAAACGAAAGAUAUGAAAAAAAAACAGAAAAAUAAUAACAAGCUUCGAAUAAAAAAAAGUAAGUUCUCUAACCUAUUUGUUUGUUUAUAAGGUUUUGAAUCAAGAGGUAUUGGAUGAUAGAGGGAAGUUUGAAGUUUCACUCUGAAAAAAUGAGUUUUGAAAAGUCGAAGACAAGAUAUUUGAAGACACGUUAAUCUUGCUCGCAUUGUCAAGAGUCAGAAGGUUUUCUCGGUUGCUUGUGACAAAGAAUAUGAUCUGCAAUUCAUUUCCGGCUGAGAAGCCUCAAGCCUAGAAGAAAACGUCAAGUAGUGCAAGCCCGAAGACAGAAUCGAGUUGGUCGUCAGACCCCCGACCGGGACGGAGUUCAUUUGGUUGGGGGUGAAAACAGGGCCGAACGUGUUUCCGAAAAAUAUUCAAGAAGUUCAUCGAAAGUCUUUCGUAGAAUAGGGACGAGCGUAAGGUGCUCCCAGACCUUUAUACCGAUCAUAUUCUUUAUCAGUUGGUUUGGUUGCCACACGCCAUUUUACUCUAGAGAACUGUGUACACAUAUAUACAUAUAUGUAUGUACAUACGCACCCGUAUAUAUGUACAUAUACAUAUAUAUGUUUAUACGCAGAUCUCUACAUAUACAUAACGUGAAAAUAAAAAUAAAAGUUCGUAUAUUUCCUUUAUCACAUCCUCUCCCUCCACCAUCCUGAAACCUCCGUUUCCUCCAAGAAGACCUCAUGCUAUUAUGAAUUUUUACCUAGUAGUACUAGAACUAUCAUAGCAUUUUGUCAAUAAAUGUUGUUUCUACUACGACCGACUUUGAUCCCUGUCCUUUUGAUGGGUUGGUUUCUUCUUCUUUUCUUUUUCUUUUUUUUUUACAUUGCGGAGUUCGGGGCGCGUAACACGCGAAUGGCUUUUUACACUUAGGAUAAAAGUAAUGCUGCGGAUUGAUCCUUCCCACUGAUAUCCCUGCGUGUUAUCAUUGCCUUUGCAAACCUCUGAGAUCUUAAUCUUGUAGAAGUGUGCGAUGAAAGUCCACUUGUCGGGGCUUUGUCUGAAAUUUAAUGCCAAUAAAGUCAGCUUCCAGUAAA